This is a messenger RNA of Funneliformis mosseae, 2583 nucleotides long. The record is from the annotation of a GenBank genome assembly. NCBI's taxonomy places the organism in Eukaryota, Fungi, Glomeromycota, Glomeromycetes, Glomerales, Glomeraceae.
AUGGGAAGCUGUGUGUCGCAACAAGCUGAUAACUCCUAUGUUGUCUCAAAUAGGAAUAUAAAUAAAUUAAUUAAGGAAGACGAGAAAAAAUUAAAAACCGAAGUCAAGUUACUUUUAUUGGGUGCUGGAGAAUCCGGUAAGAGUACAAUCUUGAAACAGAUGCGAUUGAUUCAUGCUGCGGGAUUCACAAACACGGAGAGAGAGACAUACCGGUCAAUCGUAUUCACAAAUAUCACGGAAUCAAUGAGCUUAAUACUUGAGUCGAUGGAAUAUUUUAAGAUACCCUUUAGCGAUAGCGAAAAUUCGCAAUAUUUAUCGUUAUUUCAUAACCCAUCACCGAGUAUCGUUAAAGGUCGUCCAUUUCCGAUUCAAUACUUGAAUCCAUUGGCAACAUUAUGGGCGGAUUCUGGUGUGCAAAGCUGUUAUGAGAAAGGUCAUCAAUACGCAUUACAAGAUAACAUGAGUUAUUUUUUUGAAUCAUUAGAAAGAUUGUUUUCAAAAACAUAUAUCCCUACAGACCAAGAUAUUCUACGUUGUAGAAUGAAAACAACGGGAAUUGUUGAAACUGUGUUCCAAUUAAGUCCACUAACAUACAGAAUGUUUGACGUAGGCGGCCAACGGUCCGAACGAAAGAAAUGGAUUCAUUGCUUUGAAAAUGUUACGGCUGUAUUAUUCAUCGUAGCCAUAAGUGGUUAUGAUCAAUGUUUGGUGGAAGAUAAGGAUGCGAAUCAAAUGCAGGAAGCCUUAAUGUUAUUUGAUUCGAUUUGUAAUUCGCAAUGGUUUGUGAAUACAUCAAUGAUUUUAUUUCUAAAUAAAAUUGAUAUAUUUCGGGAGAAAAUCAAGAAUUCUUCCGUUAAAAAAUACUUUCCCGAUUAUACAGGUCCGGAUGAAGAUUUUAAACAAGUGACUCAUUAUUUUAAACGAAAGUUUCAACGUUUGAAUCGUAGUGUUAUAAAAGAAAUUUAUCCUCAUUUCACAAAUGCGACAGACACAAAUUUGUUACGCCACAUAAUGCGCAGUGUCACAGACAUGAUCGAAAAUUUAUCCUUAUUACGUUUGGAUCAGGUUAUCGCAAUUAUUGUGGGUGUUUCAUCGAUAAUUAUCAUCAAAUUUUUGUUAUUCAGAAAUGAAGUCGUGAAAUUCGUUGUCGAAGUCCCUAUCGAGGCCAAACCGGGUUGGAAUGGGGGCAAAAUUUUGGAUAAACCCUGUUUAAAAGAUGCAUCGAAUCCCGGUUACAUCACGUGCUAUGACCCAGCAACAGGACAAUUGUUGGAUACGAUUCGAGCACACACCAAAGAUGAUGUUAAAGAGGCAUUAAAGAAGGCUCGUGAUGCACAACAAAAUUGGGUCAAGACCACAUUUUCUGAAAGGAAAAGGGUACUUUAUAGUCUAUUGAAUUUCAUUAUCAAAAAUCAAGAGGAAAUUUGUUGGGUCUCAAGUAGAGAUACCGGGAAAACGCUCGUUGACGGGAAAUUUGGAGAAAUCUUGGUAACAUGUGAAAAGAUACGAUGGAUCAUCAAACAUGGAGAAAAGGCAUUAGCCACCGAAUAUCGGGGAACGAGUCCCGUUUUACCACAUAAAUUAGCCAAAAUUGAAUAUCAACCUCUUGGCGUUGUGACGGCUUUGGUAUCUUGGAAUUAUCCGUUUCAUAACGUGUUUGGUCCCAUCAUUUCAUCGUUGUUCGUUGGAAAUGGAAUCUUGAUCAAAUCUUCGGAGCAAGUGGCUUGGUCAAUGCAAUUUUAUAGUAAAAUCAUUAAGACUUGUUUGAUGGAAUGUGGUCACGAUCCUGACAUUGUACAAUUCUUGUGUGGUUUUCCGGAAUUCGGUGAAGCCGUCGUGAGAAGUGGAGUUGAUGGAAUAACUUUUGUCGGUUCAUGCGAAGUUGGCAAACAAGUAAUGAAGGCGGCAUCGGAUAAUUUGACACCUUGUAUUUUAGAAUUGGGUGGCAAGGAUUGCGCUAUUAUAAGGCAUGAUGCAAACCUAUCUCAAGCACUUCCAAUCACCAUGCGUGGUACCUUCCAAAACGCUGGUCAAAACUGUGUAGGAUUGGAACGUAUCCUAAUUCAUGAAUCAUUAUACGAUGGAUUUGUGGUUAUGGUUACGGAACAAAUUAAAAAGUUAAAAGUUGGAAGUAUUUUGAAUGAUGAUGAUAUUGUAGAUAUUGGUGCAAUGACUAUGAGUGGUCAGGGAGAACGACUUCAAAAUUUAAUUCAAGCUUCGGUGUCGGAAGGAGCAAAAUUGGUUUUAGGUGGUCGUCCAUUUACUCAUCCAAAAUAUCCAACUGCACAAUACUUUGAACCAACUCUUUUAAUUGAUGUAACGCCAAAUAUGACAAUUUUAAAGCAAGAAUUAUUUGCACCCAUAAUGAUUGUCAUGAAAUUUUCAACAGAUGAAGAGGCAAUUGAAAUAUGUAACAGUUCACCUUUUGGGUUGGGUAAUUCUGUUUUCUCUGGCGAUCAAAAUAAAGGUGAAUGGAUGGCUAGAAGAUUAAGAUGUGGCAUGGUUAAUGUAAAUGAUUUCGGUGCCACUUAUCUUUGUAAUUUACCGUUUGGUGGAGUUGGCAUCUCCGGGUUUGGGAGGUGA